CUAACUGCAUGUCUAUACACAGCUUCCACAUGAAUCGGGAAACAUGUCGAAAUAAGAAUGAAGGGACUGAUGGAGACACUGAUCUCCGAAUGCCAACUUGUUGUGGUAUUGAUAUAGAGGACCUAUCAAUUGUUCAGCUGCAGCAGUAUCUGGCUCAUGGUGCAUUCUCGAUACGCGCGCUUACAUCGUGCUAUCUGGAAAGAAUUACGAGGCUCAACCCCCUUCUGAGAGCAGUCAUCGAGGUAAACCCAGAUGCUCUCGAUAUUGCAGAUGAGUUGGACAAAGAGAGAGCCAUGGAGCAGGUACGAAGUCCGCUUCACGGAAUUCCGUUUCUUGUCAAGGAUAAUAUAGCUACCAAGGACAGGAUGCACACCACCGCCGGUACUACCAUGCUAGUUGGAGCAAAGGUCCCAGAUGACGCACAUGUCGUAUCCCUUUUACGCAGUGCGGGUGCGGUUCUUCUUGGACAUGCGAAUCUGUCCGAGUGGGCAUCUAUGCGUUCGUCAUACUAG
Messenger RNA from Monascus purpureus, 512 nucleotides. The record is from the annotation of a GenBank genome assembly. Lineage: Eukaryota; Fungi; Ascomycota; Eurotiomycetes; Eurotiales; Aspergillaceae.